CACUCUCUAUCUCUCUCUCUUUAUAAUAACUCUCAGUCUUGUGUUUCUGCAUCUCCUUCUCCCUUUCCUGUAUUUCACUUCAUGCUGAUCUUUAGUCAAGGCUUGCUGGACAUCUUUCCUUCCUUCGUUCCUUCCUUCCUCAUCUCUCUCUAUCAGUCUCUUUCUUUCUGGGACUCAUUCCUAAACUGGAUAGCAGAGAAACCCAUAUUUUGUUUCAAUGAUGUUGUUUUUUGCUGGUGGACUGUGAAAGUGGAUUGUCGUCCUGCAUCCUGAUGAUGCUGAAGGUGCAACUCUGUUAGAUUUUACUGGAGUAGCUGAAGGAUUUUUCUACAGUGCAGGCUCUGGAGAAGAAGCCUAAGUUGUUAAUUCUACUUUCCUUGACUUUAAUCAGAUUCUGGGCAGCACUGAAGUAUCCUUUUCAAGUAGUUUCUUUCUUUCUUUCUUUCUUUCUUUCUUUCUUUAACCCCUUAAGUCUUGGCCUCGCCAUGGCCCAGUUACCUAGUCCCACCGCUGUGAUGGCCCCCAGUUCACUUGGCUCCAGCUCCGCUCCAGUAGCCAAUGUCUUUCAGCGUAAGGGCGCCCUCAAACAGAAGAAUGUGAUGGAGGUGAAGAAUCACCAGUUUGUGGCCCGUUUCUUCAAACAGCCGACAUUUUGUAGCCACUGCACCGAUUUCAUUUGGGGCAUCGGCAAGCAGGGAUUUCAGUGUCAAGUCUGCAGCUUUGUUGUUCACAAACGCUGCCAUGAGUUUGUCACAUUCAUGUGCCCAGGAGCGAACAAAGGACCCAAACCAGAGGACCUGCGCAGUAAGCAUAAGUUCAAAAUACAUACAUACAGCAGUCCAACAUUCUGUGACCAUUGUGGAUCCCUACUGUAUGGCCUGGUGCACCAGGGCAUGCGCUGCUCCAGCUGUGAAAUGAAUGUUCACAAGCGUUGUGUGGCCAGUGUGCCCAGCCUCUGUGGUCUAGACCACACAGAGAAGCGUGGCAGGCUCCAUCUUACAGCAAGUGUUGAAAAUGGAGAAGAGCUGCAUGUGACAGUUGGAGAGGCUCUCAAUCUGAUUCCAAUGGACCCUAAUGGACUUUCAGAUCCAUACGUGAAACUCAAGCUUAUCCCUGACCCCAAGAACUUAAGCAAGCAAAAGACAAGAACUAUGCGCUCCACCUUGAACCCUGUCUGGAAUGAAAGCUUUAUCUUCACACUGAAGACAUCUGACUGGGACAAGCGUCUUUCCAUAGAGGUGUGGGACUGGGAUCGGACAACACGUAAUGACUUUAUGGGGGCCAUGUCUUUUGGGGUGUCGGAGAUCGCCAAGCGGGCAAUGUGUGGCUGGUUCAAGCUGCUUAACCAGGAAGAGGGGGAGUACUACAGUGUCCCUGUCAGUGAUGUGGAGGAGGGUGAACUGCGUAUGAACUUUGAGCGGACCGGUCUGUCUACACCCCCUCAGGUGGUCAGCCCCCCUGCUGACUCAAAAAGGUCAGACCCCUUUGGACGAUCAUCUUCAUUUAGCAUAGAAGACUUCAAUUUCUUAAUGGUGCUUGGAAAGGGAAGCUUUGGAAAAGUGAUGCUAGCAGAACGCCGAGGGACUGACCAUCUGUUUGCAGUAAAGAUCCUAAAGAAAGACGUGAUUGUCCAAGAUGAUGACAUUGAGUGCACUAUGGUGGAAAAGAGAAUUCUAGGCCUGGCUAAUCGACCCCACUUCUUAACAUCACUGCAUUCGACCUUCCAGACUGAGGAUCGCCUCUACUUUGUCAUGGAAUACGUCAAUGGUGGUGAUCUCAUGUACCACAUCCAGCAGGUUGGCAAGUUUAAGGAGCCACAUGCAGCGUUCUAUGCUGCAGAAAUUGCCAUUGGGUUGUUCUUCCUGCACAACAAGGGAGUUAUUUACAGAGAUCUGAAGUUGGAUAAUGUGAUGCUAGAUGCAGAUGGACAUAUUAAGGUUACAGACUUUGGCAUGUGCAAGGAAGGUGUCUUUGAAGGCGUGUCAACAAGAACAUUUUGUGGCACCCCUGACUAUAUUGCUCCAGAGAUUAUCGCCUAUCAACCUUACGGGAAGCCUGUUGACUGGUGGUCUUUUGGAGUUCUUCUUUACGAAAUGCUGGCUGGACAGCCCCCAUUUGAUGGUGAGGAUGAGGAUGAACUAUUCCAGUCAAUCAUGGAACACAACGUCUCAUACCCCAAGUCUUUGUCAAAGGAAGCAGUUGCAAUCUGCAAGGGGUUCCUGACCAAACAUCCUGCAAAGCGGCUUGGCUCCGGCUUUGACGGUGAGAGGGAUAUCCGAGAUCAUGCCUUCUUCCGAAGGAUUGAUUGGGAAAGACUGGAAAAACUAGAAAUUCAACCUCCAUUCAGGCCCCGACCUGGAGGACGUAAUGGAGAGAACUUUGACAAAUUCUUCACACGUGCUGCUCCUGUGCUGACUCCACCUGACCGCCUGGUCCUGGCCUCCCUUGACCAAGAUGACUUCCGAGGCUUCAGCUUUGUUAAUCCUGAAUUCCUUCAUCCCAGUGAGCGUGUUAGCCUGGCAUCAGCCCCCAUGUCAGCAGUCUGAUGUCAGAUUAAUUUGGCUUCUGACAAAAUUGAUGGUCCACGAGAAACACCAUCUGAUGUUCUGCUGCUGGUACUGUGUUUGACUCCAACUGCAUAUGGAGAAGGCUUUACACUGUUCACAAUUUUCCACAUACAAGUCUUCUUUGUCAGGUCUUCCAGGAUUCGAUCUUUGCUAUGCUCACCUCAAACCACUAAACAAUCUAAAAAUGACAUUUUCUUUACACCUUUGUAGAGACUUUUUGUAGUAGGCCCACCUGCUCUUUUUCUUGCCCAUUAUGUGUGCUGACAAUUGAAAGUGAGACCCAGGGAACGCUUAGAGACUGCAGUGAUGGUAGAAAACUAUUUUUUGAUCCAGGUUUGUUUUAUUACUGGUCACACUGUAGGGUCAGUUCUCCUCACCAUCCACUCCCCAGUCAGACAAAAUACUCACCCAGCCUUGGCCCACACUUCUUUUUCCUGAGCCCAUUUAUUGCAUUUUAGGAUUGUGAAGCGCUGGAGGUUAAAGUCAAUGCUGUAACCACAAGCCGGAAUCCAUCUCUAGGUGGAAUGUCAGUAUACACCAGCGGUUCUCAAACUGUGGGGCGCGCCCCCCUCUAUAAGGGGGAGCGUCGAAUAAAUGAA
Polypterus senegalus (gray bichir) is the source of this 3166-nucleotide messenger RNA. RefSeq names its product protein kinase C gamma type-like. Gene Ontology annotation, molecular function: zinc ion binding; ATP binding; diacylglycerol-dependent serine/threonine kinase activity. Gene Ontology annotation, biological process: protein phosphorylation. The record is from RefSeq and is a predicted model, not a curated record. The transcript is spliced from 16 exons. Bases 486 to 2546 code for a protein of 686 amino acids. NCBI's taxonomy places the organism in Eukaryota, Metazoa, Chordata, Cladistia, Polypteriformes, Polypteridae.